Molecule: messenger RNA, 2337 nt
Organism: Triticum turgidum subsp. durum (durum wheat)
Lineage: Eukaryota; Viridiplantae; Streptophyta; Magnoliopsida; Poales; Poaceae
Source: the annotation of a GenBank genome assembly
AUGCAGCAGCGCGCUCCCGCCGAGCGCUCCACAGCGGCGUCCCUGCACGCGCACGUCCUCCACCUCCACCAAUGCGGCGGCGCCGGCAACCUCCUCCGCCGCGCCCACGCCGCCGCCCUGACAUCCGGCGCGCUCGCCGCGUCCCUGCCCCUCGCGGGCGCGCUCAUCCUCUCCUACGCCGCGGUCGCCGACCUGCCCUCCUCCGGCCGCCUCCUCCUCCACCACCCGCUCCGCCUCCGCUCGGCCUUCCUCUGGAACUCGCUCUCCCGCGCGCUCUCCUCGGCCUCCCUCCCCGCCGACGCCCUGCGCGUCUACAACCUCAUGCUCCGCUCCGCCGUCAGCCCGGACGACCGCACCUUCCCCUUCGCCCUCCACGCCGCCGCGGCCGCCGCCGGCGCGCACGCGGACAAGGGCCUAGAGCUCCACGCCGCCGCGCUCCGGAGCGGCCACCUCGCCGAUGUCUUCGCGGGCAACACGCUCGUCUCUUUCUACGCCGCCUGUGGCUCCGCCCGUGAUGCGCGCAGGGCGUUCGAUGAAAUGCCCGCCCGGGACGUCGUCUCCUGGAACUCCCUCGUCUCGGCGUUCUUGGCCAACAGGAUGUUCGAUGAUGCGAGGCGGGCGUUGGUCAGUAUGAUGGGGAGCGGGGUCCCUGUGAGUGUGGCGAGCUUGGUCUCGGUCGUGCCUGCUUGUGGCGUGGAGCAGGAGCAGGGGUUUGGGUUGGCUCUACAUGGACUCGCGCUGAAAGCCGGGCUGGACUCCGUGGUCAAUCUUGGAAAUGCACUGGUUGAUAUGUACGGGAAGUUUUGUCAAGUGGAGGCAUCGAUGCAGGUGUUUGAAGUAAUGCCAGAGAGAAAUGAGGUUUCUUGGAAUUCUGCCAUAGGUUGUUUUCUUAAUUCAGGGCUUUAUGGAGAUGUGCUGGCCAUGUUUAGGGAAAUGUCAGAGCGCGGAGUCAUGCCAGGGUCUAUCACGUUAUCGAGUUUGCUACCUGCUUUGGUUGAGCUUGGUUAUUUUGAUCUGGGCAGGGAGGUACAUGGGUAUAGUAUAAAGAGAGCAAUGGACUCAGAUAUUUUCGUUGCCAAUUCACUUGUGGAUAUGUAUGCCAAACUCGGUUCUCUGGAGAAAGCCUGCACUGUCUUUGAAAAGAUUGAGGUACCCAAUGUGGUGUCAUGGAAUGCAAUGAUCGCUAAUCUUGUGCAAAAUGGAGCUGAGACUGAGGCAUUCCGUCUUGUUAUCAAGAUGCAAAAGGAUGGGGAACGGCCAAAUUCAAUAACCCUGGUGAAUGUACUUCCAGCUUGUUCAAGGAUGUCCUCUCUAAAGAUAGGGAAACAGAUCCAUGCAUGGUCGAUCCGUACAGGAUUAGUAUUUGACUUAUUCAUAUCGAAUGCUUUGAUUGAUAUGUACGCGAAGUGCGGGCAGCUGAGUUUGGCGCAAAAUAUUUUUGACUUGUCAGAGAAGGAUGAUGUGUCAUACAACGCUUUGCUUCUGGGUUAUUCUCAGAGUCCAUGGAGUUUUGAAUCUCUUAAUCUAUUUAAGGAGAUAAGGUCUGCGGGAAUUGAGUAUGAUGCUAUUUCUUUCAUGGGUGCCUUGACUGCAUGUACCAAUUUAUGUGCAUUUAAACAAGGGAAAGAAAUUCAUGGUGUUUUAGUAAGGAGAUUACAAAGUAAUCAUCCCUUUCUGGCUAAUUCACUGCUAGGUUUGUAUACUAAAGGUGGAAUGCUUGACACUGCAACAAAGAUCUUCAAUAGGAUUACAGAGAAGGAUGUUGCUUCAUGGAAUACCAUGAUCAUGGGAUACGGAAUGCACGGCCAAAUUGAUGUUGCUUUCCAUUUGUUUGAUCUGAUGAAGGAUGAUGGUGUUGACUAUGAUCAUGUGUCUUACAUCGCAGUGCUGUCGGCAUGCAGCCACGGUGGGCUUGUUGAGAAAGGAAAAGAGUACUUCAGUCAAAUGCGUGCCCAAAAUUUAGAGCCACAACAAAUGCAUUAUGCUUGCAUGGUUGAUCUUCUUGGGCGUACUGGACAACUGACUGAAUCUGUUGAACUAAUCCAAGACAUGCCUUUUCAUGCCAAUUCCGAUGUGUGGGGAGCACUGCUUGGGGCUUGCCGAAUACAUGGAAACAUUGAAGUAGCGCAAUAUGCAGCGGAACAUUUGUUUGAGUUGAAGCCAGAGCAUUCGGGUUACUAUACACUGCUGAUAAACAUGUACGCUGAGGCUGGUAGGUGGAAUGAAGCAAACAAGAUCAGGAAAUUAAUGAAAUCCAGGAAGGUACAGAAAAAUCCAGCCUAUAGCUGGGUACAGAGUGGCAACAAGCUACAAGCUUUUCUUGUGGGGAAUGGUUAG